Trifolium pratense (red clover) is the source of this 1941-nucleotide messenger RNA. RefSeq names its product origin of replication complex subunit 2. The record is from RefSeq and is a predicted model, not a curated record. The coding region runs from base 206 to 1294 and encodes 362 amino acids. Gene Ontology annotation, molecular function: DNA replication origin binding. Gene Ontology annotation, cellular component: nucleus; nuclear origin of replication recognition complex. Lineage: Eukaryota; Viridiplantae; Streptophyta; Magnoliopsida; Fabales; Fabaceae. Gene Ontology annotation, biological process: DNA replication. The transcript has 6 exons.
UAGAUUUUGGGGUCACCACCACAAUUAGGAGGCGAUAAUAAAUGGCGGGAAAAUCGUUUAGGGUAACUUCACCUCUCUAAAUCCGCCACUGUUUCCACCGUCCAGUCUCACCGCAAUUCCUCCGUCUCCCCCUCUUACGUUACAACUAGCAUUCUCUCUCAGUCAAUCGGUAACUGUUUCGGUUAUUUCUUCGUUUAAUUGAAAGAUGAACAACAAUGACAAUUGGGAGGAGGAUGAAGAAGAUGACGAAGAGGACAUGGAAUUCUCGAGAAAUUAUUUUCUAGCAAAGGAAUUAACAUCUUCAGUGAAGAAAUCCAAACACAAGAUUACUGACAUCGAUGUUGUUGAUGAACAGGAAUUGAGAGAUGCUUCAUUGCAAAUUCAACCCAAGCAUGAAAAUGAGAUUGCCGUUCUAAUCGAUUCCUAUACAUCUAUGUAUCCUGAAUGGCUUCUCUCCCUAAGAUGUGGGUUUGCUCUUCUAAUGUAUGGCUUUGGGUCUAAGAAGGCUUUGAUUGAAGACUUUGCUUCAACGACAUUAACCGAAUAUUCUGUAGUUGUCAUUAAUGGGUAUCUUCAGGCCAUUAACUUAAAACAGGUUCUAAUAGCUUUAGCUGAACUUCUAUGUGACCAAUUGAAAGCCAAGCGCAAGGUUUCCGGCCGGCAGCCAUUCAAUACUCAAUCUAUGGAAGAUCUUCUUACAUUUUUGUAUGAAGCGGAAGUAGAGGACACCGAUUCUUUCGUUUGUGUAGUCAUUCACAAUAUUGAUGGACCAGGAUUAAGGGACUCUGAAACCCAACAAUAUCUCGCUCGACUGGCUUCUUGUACCCAUAUUCGCAUUGUUGCCUCUAUUGACCAUGUCAAUGCUCCCCUGUUUUGGGACAAGAAUAUGGCUCACACACAGUUCAAUUGGUGCUGGUAUCAUGUUCCUACAUUUGCCCCAUAUAAGGUUGAAGGCAUGUUUUAUCCUCUGAUUCUUGCACACGGCAGUGCCAGCCAAAGUGUCAAAACAGCUGCAAUAGUUUUGCAAAGUUUGACACCCAAUGCCCAGAGUGUAUUCAAAGUUCUUGCUGAAUAUCAAAUUUCGCAUCCUGAUGAAGGAAUGCCAAUCAGUGAUCUAUACUCAGUCUGUCGUGAACGUUUCCUCGUUAGCAACCAGGUUACCCUGAAUUCUCAUUUGACGGAAUUUAAAGACCACGAGUUGGUCAAGACCAAGAGGCAAUCCGAUGGUCAAGAUUGCUUGCACAUACCUCUGACAACAGACGCACUUCAAAAAGUUCUACUCGAGAUCAGUUAGUAGCAUGGAUUAUGAUUCCAAUGAUAUUGUAUGGGGGCAAACAAAUUAAUUCACACAAUCAUUUUCCAAAAAUGGAUGAUAGGUAUUGUAUGGGAACCUAAAUAUUUGUAUUUUCCUGCCUGUUUGUGAAGAAAAUUAGUUAUUUAGAUUAGUUUUUGUUCUUGAUCAUUUCUGAUUCGUUAAAGGUGUGACUGAACUAGCUGCUACGUCUUUCGGAUUGUUUCCAUGAGAAUGCUUAACACUCUCUGGUCUGCUAUGAUAAUAAAGCGUCAAAUAUGAAUAUCACAUAUUAAGAAGAAAUAAAAGAGACAUGUCCCCUUCUCAACCUGAUGGAAUGGACCAACAUGUCAUGAGAGUAGAAACCAAGUAUUUUUCAAUCCAAAUCACAUAACAUGGGUGUAUGUUGUAUCAUCAAUGAAUAAUUUAUAAUUGUUUUUGAUAAGGUCACACCAAUAAUAUUCAGAGAAACAUAAUCACUACAAUUUUCGUGUAUAACUAGAUUGUACUUAGUUUGAAUAAUAUUUAGUAUAUAGCGCAAGUAAUGGGGUGAUGUGAGUUGUGAUGUACUUGAAUACGCGUAUUUGAAAGUUUGGUAUUUGAAGGCCACACUUAGUUCAUAAAGAUGAAUGUUUACAGCUUGCAAAAAA